Molecule: messenger RNA, 2213 nt
Organism: Pteropus alecto (black flying fox)
Lineage: Eukaryota; Metazoa; Chordata; Mammalia; Chiroptera; Pteropodidae
Gene: SIGLEC10
Product: sialic acid binding Ig like lectin 10
Exons: 11
Coding region: 1-2097 (698 amino acids)
Biological process (GO): cell adhesion
Cellular component (GO): plasma membrane
Molecular function (GO): sialic acid binding
Source: RefSeq, a predicted model, not a curated record
AUGCUCUCGCUGAUCCUCUUCGCCAUACUGGGGGGGUCGCGGGCCGACUACCGGAGAUUCUCAGUGAGGGUGCAGAGGACGGUGACGGUGCAGGAGGGCCUGUGUGUGCUCGUGUCCUGCACCGUCUCCUACCCUCGCCAGCAGUGGACCGACGAUACCCCAGCUUACGGCUACUGGUUCGAAUACCAGCCCAUCAUGACCACUGAUCUUCCAGUGGCCACAAACAACCAGUCUCAGAAUGUGCGAACAGAUGCCCGGGGCCGAUUCGAGCUUGUGGGCAGUCCCCAAAACGGGACCUGUUCCUUGCUAAUCAGGGACGCACAGAUGAGUGACAGGGCAACCUAUUUCUUUCGGAUCGAGAGAGGCACUUUCGUGCGAUAUAAUUUCAAGGAAGACGUGUUCUCUCUGAAUGUGAUAGCCCUGACACGGAAGCCAGAUGUCUACGUCCCAGAGACCCUGGAGCCUGGGCAGCAGGUGAAAGCCAUCUGUGUGUUCGACUCGGACUUUGAGCGAUGUCCAGCUCCCACUUUCUCCUGGAUGGGGGCUGCCCUCUCCUCCCAAGAGACGAGACUGACGACCUCCCACGUCUCUGUGCUCACCCUCACGCCGAGACCCCAGGACCAUGGCACUGACCUCACCUGCCGAGUGGACUUCUCCAGACAGGGUGUGAGCGCCAAAAACACUGUCCAGCUCAACGUGGCCUAUGCCCCCCAAGGCCUGAAUAUCAGCAUUUCCAAAGCCAAGGGAUCAGCCCUGGAGCCGCAGGGAGACGGGCCACGUCUGGAAGCCCAGAAGGGCCAGUUCCUGCGGAUGCUCUGUGCUGCGGACAGCAGACCCCCCGCCACCCUGAGCUGGGCCCUGGAGGACAGAGUUGUCUCUUGGUCCCGGCCCUCGGGCUCUGGAGGCCUGGAGCUGGUGCUGCCGGAGGUGACGCCUGGGGACGCGGGGCGCUACACCUGCCGAGCGGAGAACAGGCUCGGCUUCCUAAACCGCACCCUGAACCUCUCCGUGCAGUAUGCCCCAGAGCACCUGAGGGUGGUGGUCUCCCAAGCAAACAGGACAGUCACAGAAAACCUCGGGAACGGCACGCCCCUCCCAGUCCUGGAGGGCCAAAACCUGCAUCUGCUCUGUGUCGCCCACAGCAACCCCCCCGCCUCGCUGAGCUGGGCCCGGGGGGGACAGACUCUGCAACCCUCCCAGCCCUCAGACCUGGGGGUCCUGGAGCUGCCUCAGAUACAGAGGGAGCACGAAGGAGAAUUCACCUGCCAUGCUCAGAACCCGCUGGGCUCCCAGCAUGUCUCCCUGAGCCUCUCGGUGGUCUACCCCCCACAGCUGCUGGGACCCUCCUGCUCCUGGGAGGACGCGAGGCUGCACUGCAGCUGCUCCUCCCAUGCCCGGCCGGCCCCCUCCCUGCGCUGGAGGCUGGGGGAGCAGCUGCUGGAGGGGAACCUCAGCAACGCCUCCCUCACCGUCACCUCCAGCUCAGUGGGGCCCUGGGCCAACAGCUCCCUGAGCCUCAGAGGGCAGCUCUGCUCUGACCUCAGACUCAGCUGCGAGGCCCAGAAUGUCCUCGGGGCCCCGAGCGCCACUGUCCUGCUGCUGCCAGAUCAGAAGGCGGCCUUCACAGGGGCGUUUUCUAACGGAGCCAUCCUGGGCGCUGGCGUCUCUGCCCUUUGCUUCUGCCUCUGCCUCAUCGUGGUCAUCACGAAGACUCUGAGGAAGAAGCAGAGCCAAGUGGAGACUGGGACCCAGGCGGAGACUCAGAGGCCCAGGCCCACGAGGAGGAGCACGAUCCUGGAUUACGUCAACGUGGUGCCCGGCACCCGACACCUGGCUCGGAGUUGGAAGGCCAAACGGGAGAGUCCGUCCCAGACCCCACCCGCAGAUGUCAACUCCCUGCAACCCAAGGACAACCAGAAGCGACGCCACGUGUCCCAUGGCAGUCCGGGACCCAGGCCGUCCCGUCAAGUCCCAGAAUCGAAGAACGAGCAAGACGAGAUCCAUUACGCCGCCCUCGACUUCCCAGGCCUCAGACCGUGGGAGAUCCAGGAGUCCCAGGAAACCAACUCGGAAUACGCAGAAAUCAGGUUCCACUGAGAGUCCACGGGGCUGUAGGAUGACAUCCAGGUACAGAGCCGAGCAGGGCCCUCGAGAGACACGGAAAAGGGCAAAGCCCCUCCCUCUCCCCCUCUCCCCAUCUCCUCCUCUAAGGG